Messenger RNA from Vigna umbellata (rice bean), 448 nucleotides. Lineage: Eukaryota; Viridiplantae; Streptophyta; Magnoliopsida; Fabales; Fabaceae. The record is from RefSeq and is a predicted model, not a curated record.
AAGUGGACUACUGAAACCAUGCAACCAGUUCCAUUCCAGCCUCUCAUCUCAGGCACCUUGAUUCAACAAGUAAAUUUGAUGAUGCUACAGUCCUACUUUUCAACAAUUCCAAUUUUCCUACUCCUGCUUGUGUUUCCUCAAACUAAAGCUGAUCUACACUCAGAAAAGCAAGCUCUUCUUGAUUUUGCUGCUGCACUUCAUCAUGGUCCAAGAGUCAAUUGGAACUCUAAUACCUCAAUCUGCACUUCAUGGGUGGGAGUUACAUGUAGUCAUGAUGGGUCCCAUGUGCUUUCUGUGAGGCUUCCAGGUGUGGGACUGCGCGGUUCUAUCCCACCAAACACACUUGGUGUAUAUGAAAAAGAAAGCUUAUCAAAUGAUGGAGACUAAGAAGAAGUACCAAAUGAUGGAGACAAUGAAGAAGUACCAAAUGAUGAAGAUAAUGAAGAAC